Cyprinodon variegatus (sheepshead minnow) is the source of this 5024-nucleotide messenger RNA. Its product is annotated as CSC1-like protein 2. Gene Ontology annotation, cellular component: plasma membrane. The coding region runs from base 273 to 2777 and encodes 834 amino acids. The transcript is spliced from 23 exons. The record is from RefSeq and is a predicted model, not a curated record. Gene Ontology annotation, molecular function: nucleic acid binding; calcium-activated cation channel activity. Lineage: Eukaryota; Metazoa; Chordata; Actinopteri; Cyprinodontiformes; Cyprinodontidae.
CUCCAUUUUGCCUCCGACAGCCGGCGGAGGAGUAGCGGUUCGCAGUAGACUCUCGGCCCGGCGGCAGGACGACGUCCCCCCCAGUAGGUGUUCGGAGCUCUUGGCGGCCUGAAGCGGCACUUUAGCGGGAUGGCGGCCCUGCAGCGCCUCGCAGUUCGGAAGGAGCGGCUUUUCUGAGGAUUUGCUCAUUUAACGGCUGGUCGUAGAGCGGAGGGGAAGGUGUUGGUUCGGCUUCGGAUGUUCAGAUUCCCAGCAAGGAUGUUGCACUGAGCAUGCUCAGUGUGCUGAUUGUCACCAUGGCGUUGCUGAGUAGCAGCCAGGCCUGCAGCAGUCAGGAAAACUGUGCAGCCAACAAUGAAUCCAAAGCCUACUGUUACUCAGCCCGCAUUCGCAGCACGGUGCUACAGGGGCUGCCGUUUGGAGGCGUGCCCACCGUGCUUGCCCUCGACUUUAUGUGCUUCCUGGUGCUUCUCUUCGUCUUCUCCAUCCUGAGGAAAGUUGCGUGGGAUUAUGGCCGCCUGGCGCUGGUCACAGACGCAGACAGCGUUGCCUCAGCGAUGCACUCAGAGACACCUGAUCGCUACGAACGCCUCACCUCGGUGUCGAGCUCCGUGGACUUUGACCAGAGGGACAAUGGCUUCUGUUCCUGGCUCACGGCCAUUUUUAGAAUAAAGGAUGAGGAGAUCCGUGAGAAGUGUGGCGAGGACGCCGUGCACUACCUGUCGUUCCAGCGCCACAUCAUCGGGCUGCUGGUCGUCGUCGGCGUCCUCUCCGUCGGCAUCGUCUUGCCCGUCAACUUCUCCGGCGACCUGCUGGAGAACAACGCCUACAGCUUUGGACGCACCACAAUCGCCAACCUGAAGUCUGGAACCAAUCUGUUGUGGCUCCACACUACAUUUGCCUUCAUGUAUCUGCUGCUCACGGUCUACAGCAUGAGAAGACACACAUCCAAGAUGCACUACAAGGAGGAUGAUCUGGUGAAACGCACUUUAUUCAUUAACGGCAUCUCUAAGUAUGCUGAGGAGAGUCAGAUUAAGCAGCACUUUGAGCAGGCGUACGAGAACUGUGUGGUUCUGGAGGCUCGUAUUUGUUACAAUGUGGCCAAACUGAUGGCGCUGAGCGCCGAAAGGAAGAAGACGGAGCGCAGUAAGAAGUUCUUCACCGACCUGAUGGCUAAAGAGCACGUCCCCACCAUGAUCAACCCCAAACCCUGUGGACACCUCUGCUGCUGCGUCAUCACCGGCUGCGAGGAGGAAGAGGCUGUGAGCUACUACACCAAGAGAGAGGCGAAGCUAAAAGAGGAGUACAGAAAGGAGAAAGAAAAGGUCCACACCAAACCCCUGGGCAUGGCCUUCGUCACCUUCCAAAAUGAGGCCAUGACCGCCAUCAUCCUGAAGGACUUUAACGCCUGUCAGGUUCAGGGCUGUCGUUGUCACCAGGAGCCUUGUUCCUCUCAGUUCAGCGAAGUCCUCCAUGUUCACAACUGGAGCGUGACGUACGCUCCCGACCCGCAGAACGUUCGCUGGGAGCACCUCUCACUGGGCGGGAUCUCCUGGUGGAUCCGCUGCUUCAUCAUCAACUGCAUCCUCUUCCUCUUGCUCUUCUUCCUCACGACGCCGGCCAUCAUCAUCUCCACCAUGGAUAAGUUCAACGUCACCAAGCCCGUGGAGUAUCUGAACAACCCUAUAGUCACUCAGUUCUUCCCCACCCUGCUGCUCUGGGCAUUCUCCGCUCUGCUGCCUACCAUCGUCUAUUAUUCCACCUUCUUUGAAGCUCACUGGACCAGGUCUGGAGAAAACAGGACGACGAUGCACAAAUGUUACACCUUCCUGAUCUUCAUGGUUCUGCUGCUGCCGUCUCUCGGACUCAGCAGUCUGGACGUGUUCUUCCGCUGGCUGUUCGAUAAGAAGUUCCUGGCUGAUGCCAAGGUCCGAUUCGAGUGCGUCUUCCUACCGGAUAACGGAGCUUUCUUUGUCAACUAUGUCAUCGCCUCGGCCUUCAUCGGGAACGCCAUGGACCUGCUGAGGAUUCCCGGUCUGCUCAUGUACAUGAUCCGCCUCUGUCUGGCUCGCUCCGCCGCAGACCGCCGCAAUGUGAAGAGGCAUCAAGCCUACGAGUUCCAGUUCGGAGCUGCUUACGCCUGGAUGAUGAACGUCUUCACGGUGGUGAUGGCCUACAGCAUCACCUGCCCUAUCAUCGUCCCCUUCGGUCUUAUGUACAUGCUGCUGAAACACCUGGUGGACAGGUACAACAUGUACUACGCCUACCUGCCCUCCAAGCUGGACAAGAAGAUCCACUCUGCCGCAGUGACCCAGGUGGUGGCCGCACCCAUCCUCUGCCUUUUCUGGCUGCUCUUCUUCUCCACUGUGCGCACAGGCUUCGAAACCCCCACCUCCAUGUUCACUCUGGUGGUUCUGGUCGUCACCAUCGUGGUCUGCCUUUCCCACGUCUGCUUCGGACACUUCAAGUACCUGAGCGCCCACAAUUACAAGAUCGACACGAAGGAGAGCGACGUGGAUGCCGUGAAGAACGGACGACCCGCUCGCUCUUCGUCCUCUCCGACCACCAAGUCUCAGCAGCAGCAGGCGCCACAGCAGCAGAUGUACAUCGCCCAGGUGCUCCAGGAUCCAAACUCGGAUGAGCCGGGCGGCGCCAGCAGCGAGGAGGACCGAGGCUCGUCUCAGGACGAGGAAAUGCUCAACGGAGGGAGCAGCAUCAAUGAGGCGGAUUUCCAGUCGGGGGAGGACAGUCUGAUCGCCAACGAGGUCCAUCAGUAGCUGGAGGCGGAGCUAGAGGGAGGGGCGGAGCUAGCCCCGUCACAGCUACAACUAAAGCUAACUGGAGGUUUACCGUCCGCACUCAAACAGUAGUGUGGCUAGGUUAGCCCCGCCCCCUCUCGGCCUGAAGACUCGACCCUGACUUUGGACGCCGGCGCCGGAUCGCCACCAUCCAGCCCUCCGUAGGAAGUCACUGUACAUACCCACAAAGCCAAAACUGUUGUUUGUAUUCCGGGUGAGGGUGGGUUUAACUUGUGCCUGGCUGGCUCCCGUCUGUUCGCACACGUGUCUUGAUCCCUGAAGGUUGUCAGGACUCAACCCUUUUGUUUCCUCGCCAUCGUCCUGCCAACACCCCAGGACGACCGCCGGCCUCAGAUCGUCCGCUCGCGUAGCCGUAGAAGCCUCUUUCCCGCAGAACCGUCUCUCCUUCCUUCAGUUUCAGAAACUGAUCUUUGUUCUGCACUUCCUGGAAGUUUUAGCUCGUUUUUCUGUUGACCUGCCCGAGCUUCUCGCUGCAUGUUGUUAGAAGUGAUAUCGCCGCCUAGAGGCCAUAUCGUUCAUCACAGGGACAAAUUCGCCACCCUGAUUUCAUCUGGAUGUCGGCAGCUCGUCCAUCCAGCUGCCCAAUGGGUCUCUGUUCCUGAGCCGUGGAUCCUUCCCCUCACCGAUUAGUUUCUCCUGGACCACCCUAAGUUGUGGAUAAGGGACGCUGGUGUCUUUGUAGCUUAGCCCUCCGACUCCUCCUAAGACUCUUCCAGCAGCAGCAGAGAACUCGGAUGUCUGGAAACAGGGGAUCGAACCUUGUCUGGUCCGUCGGGAAGCCUGAAGCUGUCUGGGCUCUCCAGGGAAAUAAUUUUCAGUCCGUUUAUAGUGAGAUGUGUGUGUGUGUGUGUAUGUGUGUGUUUGUUUUUUCUCCAGAAUUUGCCUCGUAUGUUUCAGCACCGUCUCAUUCAUGGAUCAGUGACUGGUCGGACAGGUGACAUGUGCCGAUCUGACCACCAGAUGGCAGCAGCCGUAUGUUGCAGUGCAGCUCUAGCUGCCCCCUGCUGGACGUUACUCCUCCAACAUGAGAAGUUUUUUUUCUGUUGAUCCAUUUCAGCUUAGGAGAGAUGUCACCUUAGGUCCUAAAAGAUUCUGUUCAAAGCGGACCCGAUCGGUGUUGUCCACCCGCUUCCCUGUGGUCCAGUAUCUUUUUCUGAUGCUUUAACAGAAUCAAACCUUCGACACUGGAUCUUUCUGAAUCAGUUUUUGACCAACUGGUGCUGCUGGUGAAAGCUAAACCCGGGUCAGAACUGAGUCUGGUCCGUUCCCGGGUUUUCCUUUCCGGGUCGAACCCAGAAUCAGUCCAUGCAGACAAUGAUGCCCAUGUUGUUUCCCUGAGUUUGGUGUGAGAUGAGCCGACGGCACCGCUGUCAGUUGCCUGGUAACAGGGAAGCUGUUUUUGGUGUUUGUUUCUCCUGAGUUCAUGUUUACAUUUGUUUUGUUUAGCUGUGUGUGUGUGUGUGUGUGUGUGUGUGGGACACCGAGCUGGACUAUGAAAGCUGCAGCAGGUCCGAUCCGGCCCUCUGCACGCUGGAGAACCCGCAGUGUUUGUGUCCGUCUUGUUGCGUGACCUCGGCCCUGAUUGUACACACAGGAACCAGAACCCUCUGGAGGGUUUUUUCUUUUUGCAGCGGAUCUGGAUAAAAAAUUUAAGGUUUCCUCGUUCAGCUCAGGACCUUCUGGUUCCGGCGUGUUGCAUCGAAAGGUUUUAAACCUGAACGUCUCUGUUGGAGAUGAUCGGACGCAAACCGACCCGAGGGACGGGUCUGACCCGGACCGGGUUCUGAGCAGCUGAGCUGAACCUGGAGACGCGGUUAAAAGUCUGUGUGAUAUUUUUGUAUCCUGCUGACUGAAGUAUUUGAUACCGAAUCGUGUUAACGAAGCUGUGACGACUGGAAGGUUUUUAAAUCCGACACUUUUUGAUUUUCUUAUUCGUUUGGGUUUUUUUGUUUGUUUGUUUUUUUAACACGUUGCCGAAGCGACUGAAAUGUGAAGCUAAACUCAGCUGAGAGCUGCAAGGAAAUGAAACCGUAAGAUGAUGAUGGUGAUGAUGAUGAUGAACUGUGUAAAUAGCCAUGGGACUGCUCCGCUUCCUGUCAGGCGUUAUUUAUUGCUGUGACUAUUUAUUUUUACCGGUUCUCCGGAUGUACAGUGAAACUUUUGUCCUAUUUAUGUUCAAUCAUCAAUAAAGAAGCUGGCUCCCAC